ACCCAGAUCUCUUCGUCAGGCUGGUAUCUUUUUCUUGCUCAUCUCCCCAGUACAAUGCAGCUGCGGCGCGCCCUCCUAACCCUGGCGGUGGUGGUGGUGAUGGUGAUGUUAAUGGCGGCCAGGGUCACUGCGGAGGCGGAGGCUGCAGCGGAGGCUGAGGCGUGCUGUGGCGGUCACCAUGGCGGCCACCACGGAGGUCACCACGGAGGUCACCACGGAGGGCACCACGGAGGGCACCACGGAGGGCACCACGGAGGGCACCACGGGGGUCACCAUGGGGGUCAUCAUGGCGGCUACGGAGGUCAUCACGGUCAUCAUGGGGGUUACUAUGGUUGAGGGAUUUGGAAGAUAUUUUCCCUGUGACACCCAUUACCUGAAGGAGGGAUAAAGUAUUCUCUCUCUCUCUCUCUCUCUCUCUCUCUCUCUCUCUCUCUCUCUCUCUCUCUCUCUAUCUCUCUAUCUAUCUAUCUCUCUACGGUUGGGUUGAAACAAUGAAACGAAUAAAAUAAUGAAAA
Portunus trituberculatus (swimming crab) is the source of this 515-nucleotide messenger RNA. Its product is annotated as tenecin-3-like. The transcript has 3 exons. The record is from RefSeq and is a predicted model, not a curated record. NCBI's taxonomy places the organism in Eukaryota, Metazoa, Arthropoda, Malacostraca, Decapoda, Portunidae. The coding region runs from base 55 to 336 and encodes 93 amino acids.